GGGCCCCAGUAGGACCGUGUGCUGUGCCAGCUCUCGCAUGCUGCUCUGCUGCAGGCUCAAGCCCACGGGCAUCACCUAAAGAGGAAAGGAGCCCUGUUUAAAAGGUGUAUGGAGCUUAAGCUGAAACGCACAUUACACAUGAAUUUAGAACUAGGGGUUUUCAAACAGGAUGGACAUUUUCUUGUUAACUGCACGUGCAUCUGUAAAAAACAAACAUUACUGGAUGCCAGAAAAGAAUCGAUCAUCCCUGUACAGCCUUGGAACAUCCAAGAUCCUUAAAAAGGUUUGAGAGUUGGCCAUUCAGCCCGUCUUGCUGGUGUGGAUUUUAGUAGCUAGUUGAUCCAGGAUCUCGUCAGUCCUUGGGUCGGGAUGAAAGAAGGAUAUGGAACCACGCCGAAGGAAGACCUAGCAGCAAUACUGACUAAACAGAACAAAGAACACAAACUCAAACUGUUACCAGGUUGUCAGACACUUGGAUUUGGUUAGUACCUAGCUGUUCAUUUUUAUACAGGACCUAGAUAUAACAGCACUCUAAAUCUGGGAGCAUAAGAUUAUUAGAAAGCUGAAAAAAACCCAUCUGUCCUGAGUUCUGCCAUAUCUGUAGGCAGGAGUAAGAUGCCACUUUUGAGAGCCCGUUUCUUCCAUACAGUAUGUCCUUGGAUAUGUCUAAAGAAGGAAAUCCCUGAACGUACAGAGACUCUCUUUGUUUUUGAACAAACUUUAUUGGUGUCCGCCCAGAGCGGCGCUUCACGCCCCGCUGACUCUUCCCACUUGCCCUGCCAGCUUCCUGCCAGCGGUUGCUCCGCCCCCCCGCUCGAGUGCUUUGUGUGGCUGCUUUUGUUUUCCCCUCUGUGCCCAGACACGGUAGUCCUCCACACGUGAGCCUGGCACUGGGCUGCUCAGCAUCUCAAGGCCCUUGACUAGCAGCAGGCCGCCGCUCUGCAGAGGCGGAAAACAGGCUGGAAACUGCAGGGCUCGUAGUGGACUGAGGAGGAGCGUGGGACCCCUGAAAAAAACAGAAAUACAAGCAGGCGUCCAUACUGCAGCAGGCAGGAGUCCCCAUGGCCUCGCCCAAUUUAAGCAGUCCUACCGCCCAGCAGAGCCGGAGCAGGGUCACAGACAGGGGCAGGCUGGGGGCCAGCAGGGGAAAGGGCAGCCGCACCGUGAUGAGGGGCCGACAGGACCCAGGCACCGAGCAGCUGGAGAGUCUCCUCGACAAGCCGGAGCUGGUCAUCACAGAGCAGCCCAAGCAGAGAGGCAUGAGGUUUCGCUAUGAGUGCGAGGGGCGCUCGGCAGGCAGCAUCCUGGGCGCAUCCACCACUGAGCAGAAUAAAACCCUGCCAGCCAUCGAGUUGCGGGGAAACGUACAGCAGGUGAAGAAGAUGAAAGUGACCGUAUCCUUGGUGACCAAGGACAUCCCUUACCGCCCACACCCACACGGCCUGGUGGGUAAGGACUGCUUCGAUGGGGUCUGUGUCGUGACCAUCAACCCACGGACCAGCCGGAAGCACAGCUUCUCCAACCUGGGGAUCCAGUGUGUGAGGCGGAAGGAGAUCGACCCUGCGCUGGAGAAGAGGAGGAGUCAGGGAAUAGACCCCUUCCACAGUGGGCAUUCCAAGAGCAUUGAGGACAUCGAGAUGAAUGUCGUCCGGCUGUGUUUCCAAUGCGAAGUGGAGAAACCGGACGGGGAGAAAUAUUCCCUAAGCCCUGUUGUAUCUGAACCCAUCUAUGACAAAAAAGCUACAACUACAUCGGAGCUGAAGAUCAGCCGUCUGAAUGUGGUUCGGGGGCCGUGCACGGGCAAGACCGAGAUCUACCUGCUCUGUGACAAAGUCCAGAAAGAUGACAUCGAGAUCAUCUUCACUCACGGAGAGUGGAUGGGCAAGGCGGAGUUCGCGCAGACGGACGUGCACCGCCAGAUCGCCGUCGUCUUCAAGUCGCCGCCCUUCCGGGACCUGGACAUCCAGGAGGAGGUGGACGUCCAGGUGCAGCUGAGGCGUCUCUCGGACCACAUGGAGAGCGAGCCGGUCACCUUCACCUACCUCCCGCACAACCCCGACCCCUAUGAAGUAAACCGGAAGAGAAAAAUCGCUAAAGACGUGUUUGGAGAUGGAAACAGAGUUGCAGCACUGAGUCCAGCGCUGCCUGAAGCCUCCAGUUCCAGAUCUCACGGGUUCAAACAGUUUCCUUUCGGCACGCCAGACAUUCCCCUUCAGAUGUCCUGUCUAGAGGAACGUACCGUCCCGCACGCCCACUUUGUGGAAGAGAUGCAACACAACUUAAGCUGUGGUUAUGAAACCGAAACUUCGUUUUGUGCUGAGAACGACGGUUCAUCCUACAAUGACUACAAAAUAGCAGGAGAAAACUUAAACUCAGAUGAUAUUUCUAAGGUUUUUACAGCUGUGUCAAAGAUCCUUGAAAACCAGGGGUUUUAUUCUUCAGGGCAACAGCAAAACUCAACCACCGACCCUACGUUCAAUACUGGCACUGAUUUCGCUCAAGUGAGGCCAGAAGAGGGUCAAAACAGCAGUUAUUCAUUAACUGAUAUGGAUCAAAACUUCAAUAUGUCCACCCUGGACAUAGAGUUCCCUUGCUCCUAUUCUGAAAUGCUUCAGCCAUACAAUUAUAAUCUGACCAAUGGAAACCCUUCAUGUCUGGAACCGAUACAGCUACAGGAUCCCAGCCAAACUUCAUGUGUAGCAGACAUGGAGUGCAGGUUUCAGCACAGCGAUAAUGAGAGCCAGAAAAUGCCAAGAGUCAAGAAUGAAAGCAAUGAAUAAGACCUUAGCCCAUGCUGGAGAGUGGUGGGAACAAAGAUGUGAAUCACGUGUGAUGUGGCCCUUGUUCGAGGUGGCACGACUGUGAACUUCAGUGCCUGGUGUGUGGGUUUCUGCACGAGCUGCUUAUCAGACCUGUGCUGCUCUCCUUGAGCCCUGUUUCAGUUACAAUCAAAAACCUCUAAUGCAGUUUGUUACAACGACAGCACCCAAACAUGACAAAUGUUGUUUCAAAGACAAAAUCAGCAGCUUUCCUGGUUAGCUGUCCUUUAAAAACGGCACAGAUUGUACCUACUGUAGGUACAAAGACAAAGGAAAAAUUGAAUUCUGCUUUUUCUGAUUGUUACAUCUCUACAGAUCUCAAAUCAUAUACAAGCUGUACUGUCUUCAAUUUGAGUAGCUAGGAAGGGACUUCAGGGUGAGACAGUGCUGACGAGGUUACAUGCAUUAAACACGAUGUGAAGGGACAGCUGCCUGCCUGCAGCCUCCCAGCUGUAGCAUGUAUAAUAGGAACUGAAGAGCUGCUACAAACUGAACACAUGUGUUGCGGAUCAAAAGUCACUGAACAAAAGUUUUCUCAGUGAAUUUGUGAGACGUUUUUGGUUUUUAACUAUAAAGACAAAAUAUCAGACUCUAAAUCACAACCACUGCAGGACUUCCAGCGAGGCUUGUUCACCUGCAGGGGACACUGAUUGAACAGAGCAUCUCUUCUGGCUUUUGUCAGUGAAGUUGAUCACGCAAUAUCCACACAGAAACAUCUUUACAAUCCUUGUGAAGCAUAUUACAGCAGCAGUUAUUUUUCUUUACUGUGACUUAGAUGCUUUAUCAAUCAUCGAACAGUGCAUUACCCACCCAAAUCUUCAAGUAUUAAGCUAAUAAUUCUGAUUUGCAUUUCAUGUAUAUAAAAUGGGGCAGAUUAUUCAAAUAAUUAAGCACAAGGUGAUCAAGAAGCCACACUGAUAAAUGAUUGGUUGUCAACUGUAAAAUGGGUUUGUAAAAGUUUGUAAAUAUUGUCAUGCAAUUGUUGUCCUUUUGUGAUAUGUAGCCUUGUGUAAAACUCCUUCUUGGAGUUUUACAUUUAAUUGAAACAUUCCUCCAAUUUCACAGAAAGAGCAUUUUCAAAAUAAAUUUAAAUUCCUAAAAAACGUAUAAUCAAGCUCUACUGUAGUGUCCAUGUGUCUAAAACCUUAUAAAUACAGUCUUUCAAGAAAAUGCAGUUGCUCCUUCUGUACAGUAGUCACUGGUGGAAGAGGUUCGUCAAUCGAUGGCCCCACUGUCCUACUGCAUGUGGCAGACCCCAUGCGGAACAGUCAGUAAACUCGCAGAUCUCUCCUAACCAGCUUUUUAGAGGGUAUUGGAUCUGUCUUUUUUCAAUAAUGGAAAUUAGUAUAGAAAAUUAAAGAGGUUUGAAAAUGUGACAGCUGGAUUUUGUCCAUCAUGAAAUAAUUGGAACAUUAUGAGUAUUAAUGGCUUUAAAAAUCUUGUAAGUUCUUUGUAAUGGGUAGUGUUUACAGCUUUUUAGAAAACUAUGCACAGCAGGCCAGAGGGAUCUUUAAUCAUUUAGCAUUUUCUUCUCUUCCAGUAAGCAGAACUUUGAAUGAAUUGGACAGACGUGAUUAAGACAGAUGUCUUGUUGUACAGUAUGUCCUUUGAUUUUAUUUUUCCAAGAAAUUAAACUUGCAUCCCAGACUUAACAGA
This is a messenger RNA of Lepisosteus oculatus (spotted gar), 4475 nucleotides long. It is a transcript of the gene relb, whose product is annotated as v-rel avian reticuloendotheliosis viral oncogene homolog B. Gene Ontology annotation, cellular component: cytoplasm. The record is from RefSeq and is a predicted model, not a curated record. Gene Ontology annotation, molecular function: DNA-binding transcription factor activity, RNA polymerase II-specific; RNA polymerase II cis-regulatory region sequence-specific DNA binding. Lineage: Eukaryota; Metazoa; Chordata; Actinopteri; Semionotiformes; Lepisosteidae. Gene Ontology annotation, biological process: canonical NF-kappaB signal transduction; response to cytokine; inflammatory response.